This is a messenger RNA of Huiozyma naganishii CBS 8797, 1653 nucleotides long. It is a transcript of the gene ATR2, whose product is annotated as Atr2p. Gene Ontology annotation, molecular function: transmembrane transporter activity. The record is from RefSeq and is a predicted model, not a curated record. Gene Ontology annotation, biological process: transmembrane transport. The coding region runs from base 1 to 1653 and encodes 550 amino acids. The transcript has a single exon. Gene Ontology annotation, cellular component: membrane. NCBI's taxonomy places the organism in Eukaryota, Fungi, Ascomycota, Saccharomycetes, Saccharomycetales, Saccharomycetaceae.
AUGGAAUUGAGUGACUCUGAGUCCGAAUGCACUAAAACAAUUACAAGGGACCACAUUACAAUUAAUCAGGAGGCUGAAUAUACGAAAAAUGACCAGACCAAUGUGGAGGAGAAAAAAAAUUGCUCUACUGAGUCUGAGGCUGAGUGGUGUUCAGAGUCGGAGUUCACAGAUAAUGACACACCUUGGCAAAACCCAACCUAUUUUGCAAACCGUUGGCAAGAAUACGCCUUUAUCAGUACUUGUAUGUUGGCCCAGUUGUUGAACCAGGCUGGCCAGGCACAGGCUACAGCACCUAUGAAUAUCCUUGCGGAUGCGUUCAAUUCUAGUGCAAAAAAGCAGACGUGGCUGAUGGCGUCCUUCCCAUUGGUCUCUGGUUCGUUCAUCUUGGUCAGUGGUAGAAUCGGCGACAUAUACGGGUUGAAGAAAACUUUGAUUGGUGGGUACUUGGUCGUUCUUAUUUGGUCGCUGAUUUGCGGGUUUGCAAACUAUACACACAAUGACGCGUUUUUCAUCCUGUGUAGAGCUUUCCAAGGUUUGGGUAUCGCUUUCAUCUUGCCCAAUGUAAUGGGGUUGAUCGGUAAUAUCUACAAAGCGAACACACUGAGGAAAAAUUUUGUCAUCAGUUUUGUAGGAAUGUGCGCCCCGAUAGGUGCCGCUCUGGGUGGGGUAUGGUCUGGGCUUAUUGCGCAUGAGAACCCUAAACAAUGGCCCUGGAUUUUUUACGCGUAUGCUAUCGUCGUGGCUAUCAAUAUGGUAAUGGCCAUCUAUUCGAUUCCAAGCACGGUCCCAACAAACAUCCACGGCUUUGGGAUGGACUGGACUGGGUCUGCUAUUGGGGUCGUUGGUAUGAUUCUCUUCAAUUUCGUUUGGAAUCAAGGACCAAUUGACGGUUGGAAUAAGGGAUACAUUAUCGCAUUACUGAUUGUUUCAGUGUUUCUCUUGAUUGCGUUCUUCAUCUACGAGAUCAAGUUUGCGAAAUCCCCGCUGCUACCCCCUGAAGUGAUCAAAAAUCGUCACAUUGGUAUGAUCCUUCUUGCAGUUUUCAUGGGAUGGGGGUCCUUUGGGAUUUGGACGUUUUACUACUACGCGUUCCAGCUUAACCUCAGACAUUAUUCUGCAGUAUGGGCCGGUGGUACAUUUUUCAUGUUUGUUAUCUGGGGUACGAUAGCAGCAUUCUUGGUUGCCCUGACAAUUAAACGGGUGGGGCCCUCAGUACUGCUCUGUUUUUCCAUGACUGGAUUCACAGUAGGAUGCAUUAUGCUGAGCGUGACUCCCGUGCAUCAAAGCUACUGGAAAAUGAACUUGGGGAUGCAGAUUAUCUUAAGUUUUGGUAUGGAUCUUUCGUUCCCGGCAUCAUCUAUCAUUCUCAGUGACUUCUUGCCCUCCCAGUAUCAGGGGAUGGCUGGUUCCCUGGUUAAUACAAUGGUGAACUACUCUACCUCGCUUUGUUUAGGGGUUGGUUCAACAGCAGAAGCUCAAGUGAACAAAAACGGGACAGACAAACUGAAAGGUUACAGAGCAGCGCUUUACGUUGGGAUUGGGUUAGGUGCCUGUGGAAUGCUUGUAGCGUUCUGCUAUCUAUUUGAGGUUCUCUGGAUAGGCAGAAAAAAGCGUUUGGAGAAGAGGAAAGAGAAGACUACUGCAACAUGCUAG